Messenger RNA from Zophobas morio, 1156 nucleotides. Its product is annotated as vacuolar protein sorting-associated protein 53 homolog. The transcript has 15 exons. Gene Ontology annotation, cellular component: GARP complex. The record is from RefSeq and is a predicted model, not a curated record. Gene Ontology annotation, biological process: retrograde transport, endosome to Golgi. Bases 218 to 1156 code for a protein of 312 amino acids. Lineage: Eukaryota; Metazoa; Arthropoda; Insecta; Coleoptera; Tenebrionidae.
UCCUAGCGAAGAAUCUUUAGGAAACAUUGACUCAACUUUGGCCAAUCUUAAUGUUAAAUUAAAGCAAAUUAAUAAAGAAAUAAAGGACAUUACUUAUGAGCAAGCCCGCUUUAACGGAGAAGACGGAGUAAAUGCAAUUGAAGAUGCCCAACUUUUUAUUCAACAACUGUUUUCAAAAAUUAGUGAUAUUAAAACUAAAGCAAUUUUAUCUGAUGAAAUGGUGCAAGAAAUCACGAGAGAUAUAAAGUCUUUAGACUUUGCUAAGCGCAAUCUGACAGCCUCUAUAAAUUCUUUGAAUCGUCUUCAUAUGCUCAUUGCGGGAGUGGAAAGUUUAAAAAAUAUGAGUGAAAAAAGACAAUACCGGGACGCCGCUUAUCUUCUUCAGGCGCUCAACCACAUCAUUCCUGAGUUUGACCGUUUUUCAGAUAUGAAAAAAAUCAAAGAAAUUUAUGAUGAAUUUCGUAAAACUCAAAUUCUUUUAAAGCGGCAGAUAAGAGAAGAGUUUAGUGAUUUUUGCUCAACAAAGCAAACUGUUUUUACUGUUGAAGUAAAAAAGUUAUUACACGAUGCUUGUUUGGUGCUAGAAGCGCUGGGAGAAGAAGUGGUGGCGGACCUUGUUGAUUGGCUAAUACGUUUGGAGUUGAAUGAAUAUAAAAUAAUAUUUUCCCCCAAUUCUGAAGCAUCAGAUUUGAAUAAAGUAAAACGGAGAUACACGUGGUGCAAGAGAGUUGUGUCUAAUUUUGAAGAAUGUUGGGCGGAUGUAUUUCCAGCUUCAUGGAAGCUUAGCAAAAAACUUUUCCUAAUGUUUUGUGCGUGGUGCCGUAAAGAUUUGAGCAAUUUGUUAAAGCAAAAUGAAGAUUCUCUAUCCGUUAAACUUCUUCUUUUACUGAUCGGAGAAACACUAACUUUUGAGAAGCAUUUGGCAACUCGCUUCCCAACUUUUCCAGAAGCUAAAGAAACUGAAUUUGAAGGCAUCAUUUCAAGUUGCUUCGAAGCGUACAUGAAUAUUUACGUUGAAGCUCAAGAAAAAAUACUUUCUACUUUAGUAGAAGAGGCUGUUUCUGAUGCAAAGAAAACCCAAAAGUCUUUUCCUGUAGAAAAAAAUGCUUUAUUAUCAUUGGGCACUGCAAAAAACAAUAUCUACUACAUCGAAUAG